CCCUGCCUGCCGUGGGCACCGGGCCGAGGGGUCCGCGGGGGGGGUUGCGGGGCAGGAGCGGCCACAGCAAAGCAGUGAGUGAGCUGCGCUGGGUGUGUCGGGGCGAUGCUGAAGGGUAAUGCAGUUAAAAGCAUUUAAGCGACAAGACACGACUGGCACGUGCAAAUAGGUAUAACCUGGCCUUGGCUUUUGGGGAGUAUAAUUGUUUCUGUGAUUUUAAAUCUAUAUUUACAAGCCAGAAAGUUUCGUGAAUUUUUUGUUUAUUUCUUUGGUUGGUUUGUUUUUUUAAUUUUUUUUUUUUUUAAAUAUGACCCUAAUUUAGUCUCAGUAUUUAGGGAGGGGCAGCAGUAAUAAUGGGAUUUCAAUCUGGAGUAUGAGGAAUGGAUGUCAUAGACUUACAGAAUAGUUUGGUUUGACCCUUAAAUGCCAUCUAGUCCAUCCUCCCUGCAGUGAGCAGGGAUAUCUUCAACUAGAUCAGGUUGCUCAGAGCCCUGUCCAAUGUGACCUUGAAUAUUUCCAGAGAUGGGGCAUCCUCCACCUCUCUGGGAACCUGGGCUAGUCUCUCACCACCCUCCUUGUACAAAAUUUCCUAAUUAUCUACUAAAUCUAAAGUCUGAGUCCUCUCUAGGUCUAAAUCCAUGUGACUGAUAUUAGAGUACAUUGCCAACAUGUUCUCUCAAUAGGGAAAUAUGCUUCUAAACUUUUUUUUAUUCAACAGAUGUGUUUCUAUUUUUAUAAAUUUUUGGAAACAUGAGCAAGGCUGAUUGUAGAGUAGCAGCCUUUUUGAGGUAAUAGUGAAAUAUUGCACUUCCAAAUUCUAGUGCUUGAGGCCAUAGUGGUAAUAUGCUGCAGAUUCUUCUUAUUACUGUGGGAGAAAGCACUGCAGUAAAGUUUAGUUCUAUACUGUUAUGUCUGUUUCUUGAGUGCAAUAUACAGGCAGAGUCCUAAACACUGAGAAAAUCUGAGCACAUUGAUAGAUGCCUUUGAUGUGAUUAAGACAUUCCCAGUAAAUUAUUCACCAGAUGGCACAUCAAAGGAAAUUACUCAAAUUGCAUUUCAGAGCUUCAGCUAAUCUCUGAAGUGUGUGGGCUACCAUCCAGGCUGCAACAUUUUGCAUGAGUUAGUUGUCCUGUAUCACCUUGUCUAAAUGUGGUGAUUUUCUCUUCUUUUGUCCUCAAGCAGUACCAAAAACGAGAAGGGAGGUCAUGAGGGAAUGGUUUUGAAUUGUUUGUCUCCAGAUUCGGGGCUCCUGACUGUUUGUAGGAGACCAACGGUGGCAGGAUGUGACCCUGCUCUGAUUCCAGUUCUCUUGGUUGUUGUCCUCUAUCAUCCAUUAUCUUUCUCUGUUGUGCCCAUAGCCUUCCUACCUUCUCCCCAUAUCAGGGGAAGGUGCCUGGGGCUGAUGCUCCAAGGUGUAGACGGAUGCUGUACGAGUGAGGUGAACUUAAUGUGAUGGGAUGUUCCUGAGGCUCCAUCCACAUUUAGAAGUGCUGACACCCUCCUACUCUCUCCAGCUGAUGGUAACAAGAGCCCUCAUGGUCUUAGGAACAGAAAAUGUUGAUGAGUUUGAAGGAGCCAAUUGACCUGCAGCCUCAGCUACAUGGGUUUGGAUUGUUAGAUCUGAAAUCCAUCAACCAUCUAGUCCCAGCAAUUCUUUCAGGAUUUCUCAGGGUUUACUUUGCUCUAAAUAUUUGUUUUGCUGGACUGGGAUCCAGCUCCUCAUCUCUUCAGCGUUAUCUACUCCUGAUGCUCCCAUUUGGACACUCAGUUCAGCUUUUCUCUCAGCAUUUGGAUAGGAACAGCCUUCCUUUUACGUACCAGUAAGUGUGCAUUGCACAGUGGAGGAUGUACAUCAACCAUUGUAUGUCUGAGCUUCAUCCUCUGUGAUUGGAAUCUGGAGUGGGUAGGAUCUAACACCAUCACUAACACAAAGCCCAGAUUGACACAGCCAUAAUGCGUGACUCAUUUGUGAAAUUUUGCCAAGUGCUGGGGAGGCAUUAUCCAGUUUAUUUCUACGCAUCUCUCUCUUUCAAGAUCUGUUUAAACACUUUGCAGUAUGAUUUGCAGAAGGAUAAAAGUUACUUAAAUAAAACCAGCAUGUACCAACCUGCUGGUGCUGUAAGGAAGGUGGAAUAUUCAUAAUAUUCAGCCUUUUUUUUCAGGUAGUGGUCUGUAUCUGUUGUGGAGGUCCCAUCUGACCUCUUCCUAUUUUGCGGGUUCCUACAAGCUUAAAAAUCACACUUCAAAAGUGAAGUAAAUUUUGUUUGACUCAUAAUUCCGCUUUACUGAAGGUGGAUAGAAAAGGGAGUGUUAUAAAACCAGUUUGCAUUUCAAGAGUUACUGUAAUUGUUUAUCUUCUGAUUAUUUUUUUUCUCAUGCUAAACAAGGAAAAUAGGUGAGUCAGUUUUGUUUUCAUUUGCAACCACUUUUCCCUUCAGGCUUGCAGUGUUGACAUGUUUGAGGGGGCCUUUUUUAUGUGGUGUAGAACUGGAUUCGCUGUGAUCACUUUGGCUUCAUCCAGCAGCCUCUGAUUUCCUUGUUUGUGUACCAGUUGGCUUUUGAAAAAGGGAUGUCAGAAAUUUUUGCCUCUCCCCUUCACGCCCACGCUCCCCACCCAGGUCUUCCUUGCAGGAUCCAGCUGGUUCAUAGGAGACAUGGAUCUGCACAGAGUUACUCUUGGGGCGGUUUUACUGAACUAUAUAUGGGCAUAAAAAGACACACAGCUGCACAUCCGUUACCAGUGCAUGCAGAGGGAGUUGGGAGCACAGUCUCCCCAUUCUGUAAAAGCUGGGCCUGAAAUAGGUGUGUCUGUUCAGCUCAGCUGGUUUGUAUGCUGGGAAGUGCUGUGUUUUUCUUGGUGUUUGAGCAUGGACCACAAAUGCACAUGAUGACCUGAACUGCUGAAACUUACCUGCGUUUAGUAUUUAGUAUUACUAUCUUCAGUUUACUGGGAAGAAGUAAUGAAUGAGUACUGAAAUCUAAGGAAUGACCUUAGAAACUUUUAAGAAGUGUUUUAGUGACUUUUAUGGUAGUGGUGCCUUAGGCUGGGACUCGUAUUAGCUUUGCAUGUAGAUCUAUUCAGAGUUUAUCAAACAUACAAUGUUUAUUUUGCUACCACAGCCACUCGUACCCUCCAAGCAGGAAAGAGACUUUUGGUGGUGUAUUUUAGCUACCAGGUUGCUGUUCCCAGAGCUCUUCUGAAAUGAGACAGAAUCUGCAGCAGAAAGGGUCAUUUGUUUUUGAAAGAAGCUGCCCCCUUCCAAAAAAGAGACUGAAAGAUGGAAAAAAACCAUGUCAAGAUGUCUUUAAAGAAAGAUGUCUCCAAUUGGGUUUCUCCAAAAGCAAAGCCUUUCCCUCAUUGGGACUUAUUAAAAUAGAGACAUUUUCUCUAAAGAAAAGAAGAGCACAAAGCCUCCCAUCAAAGCAGAAUUUCAAGCAAUUUAAUUCAGGGAUAGCAUUCUUUCUGCAACAGGCACUGGAUGGUAAGGAACAUCACGUUUAAAAGUUCAUACCACAUGCCUUCCACGUUUGAGGAGCUGUGUCUGAAAUAAAUCAUGCUGAUUUCCCAACUGAAAAAAGUGCCCACAAGGCCAUAAAAAGCCUGAGAAUUGCCAUCUAUAUUUAAUUAGCUGAUUCGGUUCCUAAUCCUAUGCACUGGGGUUUGAAAAGUUUUUAAUUUACAUAAGCAGAGACGUAAAAAGAACAGUGUUAAGUUGUGGUGGCAAAUUCAGUCCUCUGCCAUAUUCCAGCCUGCGGGAGAGCAGUUCCAGCCCUGUGGGUAGCAGUGGGGCUGAGCUUCCCCUGCCCCUAUUCUGCCACAUCCCUGACAUCUGUGCCAGGACUCCAAGGGUUCAAAGGUCACUGAAAGCCUAAAAGGUCACAAAGAGGUCAAAUGACACCAAGAAGUCAAAGGUCAUCAAAAGGUCAAAGGUCACAAAAGGUAAAUGUGAUCCAGAGGUCACAGGUCAAAGACUUUUUCUGGGGGAUGCACUUUCUAAUAUGGCUGAUAUUAAAGCCCCAGUAAUGGAGAGAAGAGCCUACAGCUCACCCCAUUUCAGUUUUAUUUUAUUUGAAAAUGUUGCUUGUUCCCAAGCAAUCAGGCCAGCUAGUGCUGUCACACAGUCUGACAUGGGUAUGGGAUCAACAGGAAAUGACUGCACGAGCAAGCAAGCUUCCACACAACAUCUGACCAUACAAACGUAUCAAUUCAAGUGUACAAAACCCACAGUUCCUCUGUCCUUGCUCUUCCUAGAAAUUAAAAUAUCAAUAAGAAUGAUGAUAGACUCUUGCACAAUAAUGUGCCCUCUGGAGUUUCAGUUAACAGAACAAUUGCCAGGUGCUGUUUGGAAUGAAGCACUGGAAAGACAGUGUCUCGGAAGUAUUUAUGGUCCUUUCAAUUCCAAUUCAAUUUUGAUUCAGAUUUCAAUUCAAUUUCAAAUGUCCUUUAGGCAUUUUCUGUAUUCAGAUAAGAUUUUUUUAAAUCACAAAGAAAAUACCAUUAUAUUUACUGUGUGGUUAUCUGUACUAAUAUGACUUAAAGUGAUUUAAUUUUCUUAAGUAAAAUCUUGAGUUCAUUUUGGUUCCUACAGCCAGGGGCUUCAAUGCACCUCGGAACUGGCCUUUUUGCAGGAACCAGAAGCAAAGUGCCCAACGCUGGGCGAUGCAGUCAGUAGUUCUGUGUCCACCUCUGCCUGCCAAAGAGCUACUGGGAUGGGCUGCUUGGUCUUUAAUCUUAACUUACGAUUUUUCAGGAACGCUAAAUCUGGGGCACUUUUCUGCACAUAAUGUGGUAACUCAGAAGGAACACAGAGGGAAAGUAUACUAAAAAAAUACCCAGACCAUGGAGCACCAGUACACAGCAUUUCUUUCAAAAGGAGGAAAACCAAAACAAAAUGAGAGGAGGGGGAAGAAAAAGCCUGUUUGUGCAAUAAAAAGUGUUCUUUUUUAUUUUCUGUUUACUAUUAUACAAUGGUAAUAAAUUCAAACCAACAAGGAGACCUCAGCUCGGAUUCAGAAGAAUACUGACAAAACUUAGUAGAAUGCUACAAACAUUUCUGGAACCUGAAUGCAGUUGUUUCUAGUCCCUGAGAAAACUUGGCUCUGCAGCUUCUCGCACUGAUGUCACAUAUUCCAUAUACCAAAUUCUUUCUCUGCUCAGGGUACCUGCACCCCAAAUACCACAGAGUAACACAGAGGACAGUUCAGACUUGCAUCUUUAAUGCCAUCUGAAAGUAUAUUGAGUUUAUUGGAUGUUUAGGGUCAACUUGCUUCUAUUCCUUCAUGCUCUUUCCUCUUUUCUGAUACUCAUGUGAGCAGUUAAUUUUCACCUUUGCAUUACAUGUAAAGGUCUGUAGGAUCAGCUAUUGCUGCCCUGGGAGAAUGAUUGGCUGGAGAUUUCUGCAGCUGGGCAGGACACUGAAUGGGGGUAUUAAUGGAGCUUUCAUAGCUUGCUGUAGAAACAGGCCUUUAUUUAGAUCUAGUAUUUUGUGCCAAAUGACCUAUGUUAAAGCAAUGUCUUGAGUAGUGCAAAGUGGGUAGUGAGUUUUUUGUCUUUCAAGGGACAAUUUUAUCUUUGUUGUUAUAAUAAAUGCUACCUUUUGCAGUGUUGAGAGCAAGGUGAUGGAUCAUCUUUAAUACCACUUUGAAGGCCCUGCCUGUGAGCAUGUGAGGAAGUUCUGUCAAUGGUUUUAUGCACAAAGAAGAUUCUUUUCAAAAGAAGGCUCUGAAGUCAAUGACAUCACAGGGGCUAAAAAGUGCAGUGGACUAAAGAUGUGUAUGCAGGUAGCAAACAAACAGGUGACACCACACUCUGGGUAAUUUAAAAUUUAACAGAUAUACAUCCUUGGAAAAAUUAAAUGAGUAAAAGGCACAGUCCCUGGGAAAUAUUAUGCUCCUGCCACUGUCACAUCUGCAGUGGAAACUUACACACACAAUUUGAAAGAUAAGUAACAGUUGAUAUGUAAAAAGAUUCCUGAAAACAGAUGUUUUCACGUGCAUAUCUCUCUUUCAGGCAGCAGAUCUUGAAGGCUGUGUGCAUAGAUACUUCUUAGCUCCAUCUGAGGAUGGGAACUGAAAGAAUGUGUCUUUACCUAAGGAUAAAAACGUAUUGUAGCAUGUUGCUUUCUCUCUUUUUCUCAAAUUUCUUACCCCCAGAUGGCUGCUAACUCUAUAUAACUUACAUCCAAGGAUCCUCCCACAGGGAGCAGGAACUGAGCCCAAACUGAUCUCAUCCAAAUGGGGCUGGGUCCCAUCUCCAGACUGAUGAAUGCCUGUGUUAAACUCAGGAUGAUGCCUUCAAUGACUGGCUCCAUGACUACUCCGGAGAAGACACCUCCUUCACACUGCUCAGGUAGAUAAGAUGGAGCCUACAAAGUUUUCUCUUGUCACUGAUUUCACCUUGAUGGAGUUGAGCUUUAGCUCACUGUCAUUGGCCAGGUCUGCAUGUUGCCCUUCUGCCCACCUACAAGAAUGGAAAGACUUCAACUGACCUCAGCGGGAUGAAAUGAAGAAAUGAGUUACUGAGGCUCCAGUAAGCGUUCAGGAUCGUGACAUCCAAGAGAAGAUUGACUUUGAGAUGCGGAUGCGCGAGGGCAUCUGUAAACUGCUGGCGGUGAGCACGCAGAAGGACCAGCUCCUGCGCGCCGUCAAAAGCCUGAUGGUCUGCAAUGCUCGGAUACGGGCGUACAGGGCACAGCUACAGAGCCAGAAAGGAGAGCCAGACCCAUGCAGGACUGCAGAGCAGUCUUCAGAAAAUGGGACAAAAGACAGGGUGGCAUGCAGAGCAAAGGUUGCCAUAUCAGAUAUUCGGAUACCAUUAAUGUGGAAAGGCUCUGAUCACUUCAGCAAUAAAGAAAAAUCGCAGCGCUAUGCAGUUUUUUGUUUGUUCAGAAUGGGAGCUGAGGUUUUUGAUACCGAGGUGACUAUUGUGGAUAAAGCAAUAACAGAUAUCUGUUUUGAAAAUGUGACCAUAUUCGAUGAAGCAAGACCAGAUUUCCAGGUGAAGGUUGAAGUGUAUAGUUGCUGUACAGAGGAGUCUUUAUAUAUAACAAACACUCCUAAGAAACUAGCAAAGAAGCUUAAAACGUCCCUCAGCAAAGCUACGGGGAGGAAACUCAAAGCUACUCUGGAAGAAGACAGCACUGAAUCCCUUUUGCCCGCUGACCCAGUCAUCCAUGGAGCAAAGUACAGUUUGCUGGCAUAUACCACUUUGGGGCUGGAGAGUACCGAGGACAAUUUCAGGACUCACAACCUUACCAUUACAGGAAAUGAGGAAUCCUCUUUUUGGCUCCCCCUGUAUGGAAACAUGUGUUGCCGUUUAGUUGCUCAGCCCUCCUGCAUGACUAGGGAUAUGAUGGCAGGAUUUCUAAAUCAGCAGCAAACAGUAGGAGAUCUAACAAGCUGGCGGAGGCUGUAUUGCGUACUAAGAGGUGGCAAACUCUUUUGUUAUUACUCACCAGAAGAAAUUGAGGCCAAGCUGGAGCCAGCAUUGACAGUUUCCAUCAACAAGGAAACCAGAAUUCGAGCUGUGGAUAAGGACUCCAGGAGGAGAACUAAUAACUUCUCUGUUAUCAACCCUGUGUCUGGAGAGGCUGUGAUGCAACGCUUUGCUACUGACAGUAGGGAUGAACUUCACAAGUGGAUGGAGGCUUUCUGGCAGCACUUUUAUGAUCUGAGCCAGUGGAAACAUUGUUGUGAGGAACUUAUGAAAAUUGAGAUUAUGUCACCACGGAAACCACCUUUGUUCUUGACAAAGGAAGCGACCUCCGUCUACCAUGAUAUGAGCAUUGAUUCUCCAGUGAAACUUGAGGGCUUAGCUGAUAUCAUACAAAGGAAAAUUGAGGAGAGUGAUGGUGAGUUCCUUCUUGGCCAGCGAAAAGAGUCUGCAUCUGCCCUAUGGGCUUCACUCUUUGAUGGAUCUCAUGAGAUGACUGUUCAGAAGAGCCUGCCUCUGGACCCAAAAGGAGAUACUACCAGUCCUAAUGACAGCAGAGGAAAGAAAAGAAGAGCUCCACCUCCACCCUCUGAUAAGUCACCAUACAGUGCAAAAGCACAGGUGAACACAGAGCAACUGGGCAAAGAAAACUGGGGGAAGCUUGACCACAAAUCUGCCAGUAGUUCUUCCCUUGAGUCAGCAUUGGCCACGAAAAUGCAGCAGCUGCAGACACCUGUUGCUGCUCCUCGCAAAAUUGGUCCUUGUAGAAAAAGCAGUUUAGCUGGUCAGGGGAAUCCCAUUUCUCUGGUUAGCAAGACCAGGUCUGAAACCAAACCAGUACCAACCCCUAGACAGAAAGGCAUCACAGAACUACUAGAUCCUAGGUCUUGGUUGCAGCCAUAGAUGACAUAAUUAACUUAGAAGAGUCCUUGGAAUUUAAAGUUUCUCAGCCUUCUACUAAUACUCUUCAGUAAAAAUAGAUUUUAGCAUAUAGCUUUUAUGUAUUGAGGCUACAGUGUUUUUCUGUUUGCCAGGGCAUUACCAAUAGCUGCAGUCUCAGCUGUGCUCAUUAGCACUCACAUCUAAAUAAUUGCACUAGAACAGGGGGAAUUCUCCCUAUCUGGAGUAACGGUGCUAUUUAGGAAAACAGUGGUUUGGUACUUUCCUCUUGAAGAACCAGCAGUGUUCAGGGUAACUUCAGCAUCCCCACAGCACAGGUCUUACCGGUGCCUUCUACCAGUCCUCCAGCUUAGCCCACCUACAGCUCCUGAGACUACUUCAAGUGGGAUUUCACACACAUUCAUCACAGAUCUUGCAAAGCUGAUUUUCUUGGGCUCCACACUUGGCUCCACCUAAAAUAUCCUUAUCUCUCCCUCAUUGUUUGGGAACAGCUGCUUAUAUGGUAAUCUACCAUGAAAAGUUACUGUGCUGUUCUGAGCACUCUAUAUGAAUUUCUGAAGCAGUUCUAUCAAUUACUGUGGGAUUUCCCAAGUUCUUGCUGGUUCAUGUGCUUUCCAAAUGGGCCAGGGUUAUCUGUCUGUGAGCAAGGAUAUGAUCCAUCACUGCUGCUUAUUUCAGACUAACACUGUUUAAAAGCAGUGCUGUGUAUGAGCACUCAGGAUUUCAUCUCAUGGUUGUUUUUCCUGAUCAGUGUGGCUCGGUAGCACCGCUUCUCCUUUGUGGAGCCCCUCAGCUGUUCCUGGUAGGGAGCUGGUUUGUAAACAUGGCAACAUUACUGGUAAACAAACAGGGAUUUUCACCACUUGUCCUUUCUGCAACAGCAUGGAAUAAAUACCUCAGGUGAAAAUACUGAACGCUGAUAUUCUUCCAUCAGACUGUUCACGGUUUCUGUAAGAAGCAUGGGUUGUCAGGGUUCCUGUGGCACCUGCAAAACAUCUAUUGCAUACGGAAAAGCUGUGUUCUCCUGGAUCCACAGCUUAAAUAUCCAACCCUUUCCUUGGCUUAUACCUUUAUCGCAGAUGCUGGAACUCAUCCAAGAGCAAAGGUCUGCUUGCAGAUCUCUCUCUAGAGCCUUGGUACUCUGAUCUGUCUUGAGAGGGUCAUAUCAGCAACUGUAUACAUACAGUUCAUUAGUUGUUUUUUUUUUUCUAAAGCAUGGAUGGCUUUGGGAGUUUUACCAUUUCUCCAGAAGGCAGUGUGGGCAUGGUUGGUUGGUUUAUUUUAUCUAUCUUUUGUCUUCUGCUGAGCUCUUGGCUGCAUAGCUGUAAAGGUAUCUGCUGAAUUCCCCCAGUAGUUCAUUGGCUAUUUGGGAUGGGGCUUGAGAGGCAGGUUUCAUUUACAAAUCCUUCCGCGGGAUUAGAGCCCUUUGUUUCUAGAAUGUCCUUGUUCAUUCUUCAUUUAAUCACAUUCCAUUUCCCUCUGAAACAACCAUAAUCAUUCUUACAAUAAAUCAUGCUGUUACUUAAGUGGAUGGUUUGUGAAUGGUUUAUAAAUAGGGACAGAAAAACUGAAGAAUAACUACAUGAUUAUGUAAAUCAGGCAGUUGACUAAGUGGACUGUACAACUCUGAACAAGGAAUAGGAAAAUAAACAGGGGGAGAAAGCAUAUUUUCCAAAAUGCAGCUUAUUUAGCUUUAAAUCUAGUCUUCAAUGUUGCUGUGCUCGGAAAGAAAAAAAUACCUUUUUCUUGGUAACCCUCUUCCAUUUAGUGGUUAUAUUUAAAAAUAAAUCUCAUAAAUAUAUAAGGCAAGAAGGCACCAUAAUGAGGAUUUAUUUUUAAAUUCAACAGGCCAUUGAAUUUCAACGAGCAGUUUCUCUAUUAAAUUCAGUGGCUUUGUUUUGAACUGAACAUACAUAUUUUAGCAAGGCAUUUAAUAUUAAUUUGAAGUCUUCAAGUGAUGAGAAUUCAGUCAUACCUCCUGUUGCAAUAGUUAAUUACCCCAGGUACAUUUUUCACUUGAUUUUCUAUUUGCAUUUCUAGCUCCACCUUAAGUUAUUUUGGUCUUUUUAUGCAUUUGAUUGCCUAUAUUGAUCUCUGUAGUAUCAGCUUUUCUAAUUGCUUGUGUGUAGCUGUAAAUCAUGAUUAUGUCCCUUUUAACCUUUUCUCUGAUGAGACGUACUGAAUUCCUUAACUUUCUUGUGGCAGUGAAUGUUAUCCAAGACUAAUUAAUCUUCACGUUCUUCUCUGUACUUCUCGUGUAUAGAAAUAUUUUUAAGGGUGGCAUCUGAAUGAGAUGCCACAUGUCAAUAGAGAUCCAUCAGGACUGUAUAGAGACACAACGUGAUCCUCUUACUCUGAUGAAUAUCUCCCUCUCCUCUUUCCUCAAAAAUUGCAUUAUGCUCUUUUUUUGUGGAAGCAUUGCCUUGGAUGCUGACUUUUAUGGCUCAAGGCUUCUUCGGAGUCUUUCUCAAGAAUGCGGUACAUCAUCCUCUUAUUAUCCUACCUUAUAUUUUCUUAGAAAUACACACUGUAUUUUACCACAUUAAAAUACUGCUUAUGAAGUGAUCCAGAUUGCUCUGUGUAAGUGACCUGUCCUCGUUCUUUACUACACCAGCAGUCUGCAUGUCCUUUGCAAAUUUAUUGCAAGUGAUUUUUACAGUUUCUUCCAGAUCAUUGAUUUUUAAAAUUGAAGGCAAGGUUUGUAGAGAGAGUGAUAAGUUUUUAUUACAUCAGUGACAUGGAUAAGGAGGUGGGGAAAAGCAAACAAGACAGGCCAUGGAGUUGCUUUUAAUGGAAAACAGCUAUAAUUGUUGCUGAAUCCCUAUUAAUACUGUAUUUUUAAAUUAUUUUUCUGUCUUCAGCAUAUUAAUUUGAUCUAGUACUGAUAUUUUAAAGCAAAUUACAUGUUCACAUGUUCAGUAGGUGACUUAGGGUUCUUGUGGGUAACAUUUCAGUGCAGGUGUCUUUGCAAGCCAAGCUUACUAUAUCGAAGAGUGAAAUGCAACCUGUUGCUCAAGACCUGUUCUCCAUGACGCUGUGUUUAUUUAUAUUUUAUAUCUCUCCUUAAGUUGGGCUCAUGUGGGCUAGUUCAUUAUAGUGCUGUGCUCAUCACUAAACAAACUAGGCUAUUAAUUACCCUGCUCAUCCUGCUUCAGAAUUAUAUGAUCCCUAUUAUGAAGCAACAGUUGACUUCAGGUUUCAGUAUUUAUUGUUGCUGACUUAGUCUUCCUUCUGUUUUUCCCUCCUUCUUAUUGCCAAUAUUGCCUUUGCAUUUUCUGUUAAGCAAGAUGGUUUAACUAAUAAAACCUGUGGGCUACCAGCCAACAAUGGUCUUAGCUGUACAGUAAAGUCAGUUUUAGGAAAUACAUUUGUACUUAACUUUUGUCUAUGCAGUAGAACAUAAAUAUUAGUAAUAAAAGAGGAGCACAAUUUUAGGAAUAUAAUUAGAGGAUACAUCUGUGAGGAAAGUUGAUGUUUUUUGUCUUUUCCAUAUAGUUUCAAAUUGUAAUACUUUACUACUGGUACUGGUCCCUUAUCAUUGUAUAGACUUCUUCAGAAAUUAGAACUAUCCCUUUGUGUUUUUUCACAAGUUUUCCUGACUGUAGUGAGGAUGAAUAUUCAAAACAGGCAUUAGUACCAGUAAGUUGUUUGUGCCCAGCACUCUAUGAGGAGGAAGCCAGGUCUGUGGCAGUGUGGUACAGUGGUGGUUUAAAUUUGGUGCUGAUUCAGCUCCCAUGCUGUGAGGUUUGAAGGGUGAUGGUCACUGAAUCCCAUCUUUUGGCAGCACAUGGAGCUAGGGAACUGUUGGCUUUUGUCCUUCCAAGGGGAAGUGAGGGGAGUCAAGAGGCAGAAGGUGCCUGUUCCAUAUGGGAAAUGCUACUGCUGGGCAGUGAAAGAGAAUGUAACCAUUACACCAUCUUAUCAGCUGCAAUUAAUCAUGAGGGUGCUUUGACUGCAUGACUCAAAAUAUCAGAACCCAAAAGUCAUUUGAUAACACAUGUAAAUGAUGCCGAAAUAGGAACUACUUCACAAAGGCACAGGAGACAUUAGCCAGCCUCCUGUUGGGACAAGGCUUGGAGGACAGCAGGAGACCUGUGGCUUCUCCCAGCCCUUGCAUCCCAUUCCCGUGUUCCCAUUUGUGCAGGCAAGCUGGAGCACUGCUGCCUGACAGGGAAUUCCAUGGAAAAACGGUAUUUGUUCAGAGACCCUGAGCCCAGAACACAUGGCUCAAGAGACUCAGUGUAGCACAGGGAAGACACUGGUGGCAUCUGCUGAACUACACAUGGGAUGAGGUACUUCUGUGAGGAACAUGUCAGGCCUGCUCUGAAAACUGUACCUGCUUGUUGGCUGGUGGAAUGAGUUAACGCUGCUUAAAAGCAGAAUUAAGUGGUGGAAUUGCUGCCUUGAAGUCGGACAGAGACAGGAGUCAGCCUGAACUCCUCUUUUAGGAAAUACAACUUGAAAGUAAUUGCUAGUCCAAACUGGAAUAUGAAUUUUACAGAACAUGAACAACUUUUUAAAUAUUGACUGAAUAAAGACUUAAUGUGGUAACUUCUUAUAUUUAGCUAAUGUUUUCAGCUGUUUACUUGGUCUUGGAAUGGUAGAUGGUACCUUUUGUGAUUUUUAAAGGCAUUAGCUUCAAAUGUUUACAUUUUUACUAGUAUUGUGAUUUUUUUUUCUAUGGUAAUAAAACUAAUAGUUAUUUUAUGGUGGUUUGUACAUAUUUGGAAAUGCUGUCCUAGUAUUCUGAGUUGAUGUGUAAUUAAUGCAGAUUGCCUUAAUAGAAAAAUGCAGAUUUGGACACUAAUGUAUUGUGAAAUGUUAGAACAGAAAUCUUCCUUUUUAUUUUUUUGCUAUUAAAAUAUGUAAGUGAAAUUAAAAACAUUUCUAGAAUGAAAA
This is a messenger RNA of Myiozetetes cayanensis, 13231 nucleotides long. RefSeq names its product rhotekin 2 (gene RTKN2). The transcript is spliced from 14 exons. Gene Ontology annotation, biological process: signal transduction; hemopoiesis; positive regulation of cell population proliferation. The record is from RefSeq and is a predicted model, not a curated record. Lineage: Eukaryota; Metazoa; Chordata; Aves; Passeriformes; Tyrannidae. The coding region runs from base 6575 to 8335 and encodes 586 amino acids.